Molecule: messenger RNA, 2740 nt
Organism: Drosophila sechellia
Lineage: Eukaryota; Metazoa; Arthropoda; Insecta; Diptera; Drosophilidae
Product: general transcription factor 3C polypeptide 3
Exons: 2
Coding region: 52-2658 (868 amino acids)
Biological process (GO): transcription by RNA polymerase III
Cellular component (GO): transcription factor TFIIIC complex
Molecular function (GO): protein binding
Source: RefSeq, a predicted model, not a curated record
UGUGUACCAUCGCUAAUCCCGAGAUUUGUUUACAAAUUAGAAUCGGCGGAAAUGGCCGAUUCUGAUUCAAACGAGGUCCUAAUUGAGGAAAUAGACAGCAACGAUGUGCCGGAAAACGAGUUGGAGCAGUUCCAGGAGACGGAGCCGCUGCGCGUGGUAGACAUCAUCGACUGCGAUGCAGACGGCGAACGACGCUGCAUCGCUGAUGACGAGGAGGAGGGUGCACUGAUUAAGCGCUACGUGCAGGGUGUUCAGUGCCUAGAGUUCCCGGACUUCUGCACCAAGCUGGAGGCCAGCGACGAGGAUGAGGAGGGCAAUGAUGAGGAGCCCGGUGAGGCGGCCAGCAGCGUCGAGAAGCCGAACACUUCGGCGCAAGCGAAAACGCCACAGGAACAGUCGACGGGAAGUGGUCGUUCUGGAGGAGGAGGCUUUCGGAAAAGCCAACUUAGCACCGCCCUGCAAGGACUGAUGGGAGAGGCCAAUCUAAGCUUUGUGUACGGCCGCUUUGAAACAGCCGAGCGCAUCUGCAUGGAGAUCAUCCGACAGAAUCCACUGGCCAGUGAACCGUUCUACACGCUGGCCGAAAUCUAUGAGAACCGUGAUGAGGUCAAGUUCCUGAACUUCUCCACAUUGGCGGCCCACUUGAAUCCCCAGGACCGAGACAUGUGGAUACGUGUCUCCGAUCUGCUGGUGCAGCAGGGCAACUUGGCCCGUGCGCGUCUCAUCUACACGAAGGCCAUCAAAAUGCUGCCCAAAGUGUACCAGCUUCGGCUGCGUAAGGCGCAGCUGUUGCAAAAAAUGGGCGAAACCAAUGCCUCCAUGUUUACGUACUUGAAAAUGCUGCCCCUGAUGCCGCCGGAUGAGUGGAAAAUGUGCCUGAAUACGGCCAAAAACGUAGCCCGGUACUUUCAUGUGCUGGAGAAGCACUCGCUUGCCCUGGAGGCCAUGGAAGGGGCGUACAGUGUGUGUGGUGCGCGGUUCACCCUGGAGGAUAUAAACAUCUAUUUGGAACUGCUGAUCCUGAAUAAACAGUAUGCCAAGGUUCUUCGGUGCCUACGAGAGCGCACCAAUUUUGAGCUCGAGAACGACCAAGAGGAGAGUCUGGAGCUUAUAUACUUCUGCGAGAUCCCAGAUGACUAUGUCCCCGAACUGCGGGCCAAGCUCUGCGUCAGUCUCAUCCACAUGCGGGCCCACCAUUUACUGGGCUAUCUUAUCCAGAAUGUCCAAGAGCACAUCACGCUGACGGCGGAUCGAGUCGAGCUAUACAUGGACAUUACCGAGGCUCUGAUGCAGGAGCACAAGUAUGCUGAAGCCAUUGCGCUGAUGAGUCCCAUAACCGAUGGCGACACCGUAGAGUGUCCGGCAUUCGUGUGGCUGCGGCAGGCCGAGUGUCUUCGCCAGCUAAACCGAACCAACGAGGCCAUUCAGAGCUACGAGAAGGUAGUGCAACUGGCGCCCUUCUGCUACGACGCGCGGUUCACCCUCUCCGCUCUGCUAAAACAGCAAGGCCGGCACGAGGAGGCUGUCCAGGCAUUGGAGCAACCGGGAGAGGCUGAGGGCCAGCCUCUUAUUGCCCGCCUGCUGUAUGAGAGAUGUGUGAUGCUACAGCAGAUCGGGCGCAUUGAGGAGUUCUUGGAUGUGGGAUAUGCCCUGCUCAGUCGGCACUCCAUCAAGCUGUACAACCGCGAGGAGAUGAUGGCGGCCGCAAAUGGAGGCAGUGCUUACAAUUCGGAGAGCCUCAAGACUAUCAUCCAAAUGAGGAGCAAGGCGGUUGACAACUCUGCGGAGCAGGAUCUUCAGGAUCCUGCAAAAAAUGCCGCCAGCGAGACCUCCGAUCUGACCGUUAAGGAUGAAUUUGAGCUCUUUCGGGAGCUUGUGCGUACGGCUUUCAAGCAUGGCAUGCACAGCGCCGCUGAAAAGAUCUGCUUUGCCAUGGUCACCACAAAAAGAUUCACCUACUACCAUCACGAGAUCGAGAGAAUUAUGGUACUAACCUGCUACUACAACGACGACUGUGCCAUAGCCUUCUCGUAUCUGCGUGAGCUGAUCGCCAAACAGCCCAGCCAGACAACGCUGUGGAACAUGCUUUCGCUCAUGAUUCAAAAGGGUGACGAAGUGCGUUAUUAUCGCUAUAUGCGCCGCCUGAUGCAACGACAUCCGGUCGAUACCAAGCCGAUGCGAAUAUUCCAGGGCCACUAUCACCUCAACUGUGCAUCUUUUAAGUAUGCUCUAAACAUCUACAUGCCCAUUCUGCGCGAGAACCCGGAUCCCCUGGUGGCCCUCUGCAUAGCUGUUGCCUUUAACCAGCUGUCUCUGCAGAAGAAGGUGCUCCGCAAGUCAGCUUCUGUGGCCCAAGCCGUGGCCUUUGGCCAGCGCUACAAGGAGUUACGAUCUGCCGGCCAUGAGCUAGCAGAUUGCGCCGCCCAGCAGGAGAUAUUUUACAACAUCGGACGUAUCUAUCACCAGGCCAACAUCCUUCACCUGGCCGUGGAGUACUAUGAAAAGGCACUGGCCGUGCCCGUGCAUCAACUAAUCGCGGAGCAUGAAUCUACGCUUGGCCUGCAGCAUGAAGUGGCCUUCAACCUGCACCUCAUCUACCGAGCCAAUGGAAACAAGUGGAAGGCACGCCAAUAUCUGAUGCGAUACUGUGUGGUGUAAUCAGCGGCGUUCAUGAAUUGUUUGUUACUCGACUAUUAGUUUUAAUUAUUGUAAAUAUAUUUGUAUUCAUUGGCACGUUAAA